AUGGCCCUUAGAUCGAAGCUCAAAGAGCGAGCCGCCGCAACCAAGUUGCGCACGAACACUGCAGCCCCUCGUAACGAGCAGGGUGAUGUUGCUGUUCCAUCGACUUCGUCCUUCAAGAAGAAAGAGAAAAGGGACAAAGACGAACGACCGCUCUUCCACGCAUUAAAAAUGCAGCAGAUCCUAACUCCCCUAUCCUACGGGCAACGCACGAAACUCAAGCAGCAAAUGGAGAAAAUCGAGUCCUUUGAAGAGCUGGGAUUGAUGCCUUCGGUCGUUGACUCUAUCUACACCCAAGUCCUGCCACAUCUGACAGAGUAUACGCCCACACCUGUACAAAAGCUGGCAAUUCCCGCGCUCCUCAGUAAAAAGGGCGAGUAUCAAAAACAGAAGCAGGUGGAUGUAGACGGGAUGCCUACCCAGAAUAAAUACAAGACAUUCCUUCUCGCGGCAGAGACUGGCUCAGGGAAGACGCUGGCGUACCUACUACCCGUCAUCAAUGCCGUCAAACAACAAGAAGAGGCGGAUCGCAACGAAGAGCUCGAGCGGGAAGCCCGCAGGGUUGAAGAAAGUGAAGAGAGAGACAAGAACCGCGUUUUCGAAGCAGACCCUUCCGAAACCGAUGAAUUACCAUCAAACCAAUCUAUGGGCCGGCCUCGCGCCCUCAUCCUCCUUCCCUCGUCCGAACUCGUUGCGCAGGUCACGAAGGUGGUCAAAGUUAUCGGCCACACAGUCAAAUAUCGCUCUGCGGGCAUUUCUUCCUCCAAUACACCCACUGUCAUUCGCAACCGCCUCUUCAACCCCCAGGGCAUAGAUAUACUAGUUUCCUCUCCUCAUUUGAUCGCCAGCAUCGCCAAAAAGGAGCCAAAUAUCCUGUCCCGCAUUCAAUACCUCGUCAUGGAUGAGGCCGACUCCCUUUUUGACCGCUCUUUCAGCGAGACAACGUGCGAAAUCAUCGAUCGUGCCGCCCCUUCAUUGAAGCAACUGGUCCUCUGCUCGGCCACUAUUCCAAACAGUCUUGACAGGUUCAUUGACAAGAGGUUCCCCGAUUGCAAACGCAUCGUUACACCUAAACUACAUACGAUUCCGCGUCGAGUUCAAUUGGGUGCUGUGGAUAUCGACAAAGAUCCCUACCGUGGCAGUCGCGAUCUGGCGUGUGCCGACGUGAUUUGGACACUUGGGAAGGCUGUACACGAAGACCUUAACCCCAGAAAUACAGUGAAGCACAUCCUUGUCUUUGUCAACGAACGCGAAAAGGCGGAAGAAGUUGCCCGGUUUCUUGUAACAAAGGGAAUCGAAGCCGUCGCGCUAACGAGAGAUACUACGGAGCAGCGUCAAGCUGAAAUCCUCGCAACAUUCACCUCUGUUGAGCGCGUCGCGGGCUCUUCUAAGCCGUUCUCCUCCCCAGCUUCGGGCUCCAAGAAAUUGUUCAAAGACUUUGUUCCUUUCGACCGUUCAUCUACCCCUGCGACUUCUGGGGCAAACCCAACCCAAACAUCCAGACCUACAAGGCAUCUCCCGGACGUUAAGGUUCUCGUGACCACCGACCUUGGUUCACGCGGCGUCGAUACCCUCGCAGUCCGACACGUGGUAUUGUAUGAUGUUCCGCAUACUACAAUCGACUUUGUCCACCGGUUAGGACGGAUGGGCAGGAUGAAUCGGCGAGGAAGAGGGAUUGUGCUAAUGGGAGGCAAAGAUCGAAAGGACGUGAUCAGGGAAGUUAGGGAGGCUAUGUUUAGAGGGCAGGCUCUGAUAUGA
Molecule: messenger RNA, 1755 nt
Organism: Fonsecaea nubica
Lineage: Eukaryota; Fungi; Ascomycota; Eurotiomycetes; Chaetothyriales; Herpotrichiellaceae
Exons: 1
Coding region: 1-1755 (584 amino acids)
Molecular function (GO): nucleic acid binding; ATP binding
Source: RefSeq, a predicted model, not a curated record